Molecule: messenger RNA, 1725 nt
Organism: Rhagoletis zephyria (snowberry fruit fly)
Lineage: Eukaryota; Metazoa; Arthropoda; Insecta; Diptera; Tephritidae
Product: glycine-rich cell wall structural protein 1.8-like
Source: RefSeq, a predicted model, not a curated record
CACAGACCGGAAACGAAACACACAGACGGUCUGCAGCUCCUGGCGUAGUUACAAGAAAAAGUGAUUUGAUUUCCCCAGCAGACGAGAUGGCCAAGUGGUUCAUAUUAAGCGUUCUGCUACUUGCCGGUGGUGCAGUGCAUAGCAAGCCUACUUUUGGCAAGGAACAUGUUCACAUUCGCAUCCACCUGCCCGAGGAACAUGGACAUGACGAUCAUGGCGGCCACGGUGGUGGCGGCGGCCAUGGUCACGGUCACGGCGGUGGUGGUGGCCAUCAUGAAACCAUUAUUGUUGAUGCAGGAGGUCAUGGAGGCGGUGGUGGUGGCGGUCACGGACAUGGACACGGUGGUGGCGGUGGUCAUCAUGAAACCAUUAUUUUAGAUGCUGGUGGGCAUGGCGGCGGUGGUGGUGGCGGUCACGGUCAUGGACAUGGUGGGGGCGGCGGCGGUGGGGGUCAUCACGAAACUAUCAUAUUGGAUGCUGGUGGUCACGGUAGCGGCGGCGGCGGUGGCGGUUAUGGUGGUGGUCAUGGCGGCGGUUAUAGUGGCGGCCAUGGUGGUGGUGGUGAAGCCCAUACACUAAUCAUCUCAGACGCAGGCGGUCAUGGUGGACACGGCGGUGGUGGCAGCUAUGGUGGUGGAUACAGUUCCGGCGGACAUGGUGGUCAUGGCGGGGGAGAUGCUCACGUAGAUACUUAUGCCAUUAUUAAAGAAUCUGGCGGUGGGUAUAGUGCGAGCGGUCAUGGCGGCGGUGGCUAUAGUUAUGGAGGCGGUCACAGCAGUGGAGGCGGGGGUGGCGAUGCACAUCUGGCUAAAUUAGCAGCGGUAGCGGCAACGUCUGGUGGCUCUCACGGCAGUGGAGGCGGCGGUUAUGGUGGUGGCGGCGGCGGUGGUCAUGAUGACAGUCAUUUAGCUGCAGUGGCAGCCGCCGCAGGUGUAUCUGCGCAUGGCAGCAGCGGCGGUGGCGGUUAUGGCGGUGGCGGUUACAGUAGCGGGGGUGAUGCGCAUUCCAUUGCCAAUAUAGCUGCGGUAGCCGCUUCAAGCGACUCACACGGCAGCGACGGCGGUGGUUAUGGUGGUGGCAGUUAUAGCAGCGGUGGAGGCUAUAGCAGCGGGGGAGAUUAUAGUAGCGGUGGACACGACGAUGCCAAGAUUGCAGCGAUAGCCGCGUCAACAAGCAGCAGCUCCAGCGGCUAUGGUGGGUAUAGCGGCGGAGGCUAUAGCAGUGGUGGCUACAGCGGUGGUGGAGGUUAUAGCGGCGGCGGUCAUAUCGACACAGCUGUUAUCGCCUCAGCAGCCGGUGCGCACGGAGGCUCAAGCGGCGGAGGGGGAGGUUAUAACUAUGCACCCGCUUCCGGGGGUGGCGGCUGGCAAUCGGGUGGAAGUGGUGGUUGGGCGGCGUCAGGCGGCGGUGGUGGCGGCAGCAGUGGCUGGUAUAAACGCAAAUGAGCGCCGCGUGUAGGCAACGCGUUCACACACAAAACAGCCGCCCAAAGUUUAGUUAUUUAAGCAAGCGCAUAAAUAUGUUUUCUACUGCUGUUGUAGAUACGUCUAAGGUUAAGCAUAUUUAUUCUAGUCCACUAAUGCUGGGGGAAACUGCGGAGGGAGGAUGCGAUCGCGCAUACGCAUUUAACGUCGUUUAGCUGCUCACCGCACACAUCACCUUAAGCGUUCAAUACGCUCAUCUUAAAUUAUGUUCAACAAAGCACAAAUCAUUUUGUUACAUAAG